CGCUAAUCUAAAUAAUAACAAUGGUGACAGACGUGCAACUGGCCAUAUUUGCCAACAUCCUUGGCGUGUCGUUGUUCUUGCUGGUUGUGCUAUAUCACUACGUAGCUGUCAAUAACCCCAAGAAACAGGAGUAGAGGUUCCCAAUAUGCUUGUAGAGGCAAGAUGGGAAUCAAAGCCACCACCUUGGAAAAGACAUUCCCCACUUGCAGUUCAAUUAGGAUUACACACUCAUGUUUUUUCUAAUAAAAUUGUGUGAAUUCAA
Molecule: messenger RNA, 262 nt
Organism: Betta splendens (Siamese fighting fish)
Lineage: Eukaryota; Metazoa; Chordata; Actinopteri; Anabantiformes; Osphronemidae
Gene: ost4
Product: oligosaccharyltransferase complex subunit 4 (non-catalytic)
Exons: 3
Coding region: 21-134 (37 amino acids)
Cellular component (GO): oligosaccharyltransferase complex
Source: RefSeq, a predicted model, not a curated record